This is a messenger RNA of Vigna unguiculata (cowpea), 842 nucleotides long. RefSeq names its product stellacyanin-like. Gene Ontology annotation, molecular function: electron transfer activity. The record is from RefSeq and is a predicted model, not a curated record. Gene Ontology annotation, cellular component: plasma membrane. Lineage: Eukaryota; Viridiplantae; Streptophyta; Magnoliopsida; Fabales; Fabaceae.
UUAUACAAAGUUGGUGACACAGUAAGUAAAUGGAGUUGGUGUUAUAUAUAUAACCCUCCUCGCACACCAUUUUCUUGUCACUGCCAAAGCUUCCUCCAAUCACAACCUUAAACCUUAAACCUUCUUCUUCUUCUCAGAAAAUAGACAUGGCAAAAGCAAUUGCAGCUUCUUUCUUGCUUCUGAUGCUGGCUUUUCCCACUGUCUUCGCUGUUGACUAUGAUGUUGGUGACACGAGUGGAUGGGCCUCAGGGGUUGAUUACACCAAUUGGGUCUCUGGCAAAACUUUCAAAGUUGGUGAUAAUUUGGUGUUCAAGUAUGAUUCGAGCCAUGAAGUUGAUGAGGUUAACGAGAAUGGCUACAGCAGUUGCAGUUCAAGCAACCUCAUCAAGAACCACAAUGAUGGAAACAGCAAGAUUGCAUUGUCUUCAACCGGAAACAGGUACUUCAUAUGCCCAAGGCCAGGGCACUGUGCCGGAGGAAUGAAGCUUCAGAUCAAUGUGGUGGCCGCCAACUCCACCACCCCUUCGACCCCUUCAACACCUUCUUCUCCGCCGUCUGAGUCAGGUUCUCCUUCCACCACCAACACCACUUCACCGCCGUCAAAGCCCAACGGAGCGGUUGCAGUUUCCGGCAGCAUUGGGCUUCUGGCGGCUGCUUCGGCGGUUGUUCUUGGUUUCAUGGGCUAGGGAAGAGACAGUGCUGUUUUUUCAUCUUUAUUCAUCGAUAUGUUUUUUUUUUUGAGUUGCUGUGAGCUUCAUUUGAUUCACAUGUUUGCCUCAUCUUCUUCAUGUCUAUCACCCUUUGACUUAAGAAAAUGACAUUUUUCUUCAACUUUUCCUUUC